Molecule: messenger RNA, 555 nt
Organism: Nakaseomyces glabratus
Lineage: Eukaryota; Fungi; Ascomycota; Saccharomycetes; Saccharomycetales; Saccharomycetaceae
Gene: TOM20
Product: TOM complex receptor protein TOM20
Biological process (GO): protein import into mitochondrial matrix; tRNA import into mitochondrion; protein targeting
Cellular component (GO): mitochondrial outer membrane; mitochondrial outer membrane translocase complex
Molecular function (GO): transmembrane protein transporter activity
Source: RefSeq, a predicted model, not a curated record
AUGGCUCAAUCACUAGGACGUACAUUGGCUGCCGCCACCGCUGUAGGUGCUGUGGCUCUGAGUGCAUACGCAUUGUACUUUGACCACCAGAGAAGAAGUAACCCAGAGUUCAGAAAGGAGCUGAAGAGACGUGUGAAGAAGGAGGCCAAGGCUGCUCAAGUUGCUGAGGAACAAGCCAAGAGACAGAAGUUGGAGAAAGUUACUCAGUACUUGACUCAGGAACUUGCUGCUGAUCCUAUCCCAGCCAGUGCCACUGAAAGAGAGACUGUCUUCACCAAGAACGUUGAGCUAGGUGAGAGGCUUUCCAUGACCCCAGGUCAGGAACUAGAGGCCGCUGCCAAGUUCUACAAGGCUUUGACCGUGUAUCCAAACCCUGCUGACUUGCUAGGCAUUUACCAAAGAAGUGUACCAGAAAACAUCUACGAAUAUAUUGUCUUGAUGAUUGCUAUCAUGCCACCUGCUAAUGUCUCUACAUUUAUUCGUGGUGCUGCUGCUGGCAAUGACAAUGCUGCAGCUAAGGAAGUUGAAGAGUCUGUCGCUGAUGUUGACGAAUAA